AAUGAAAAUUUUAUUUAUUUCUUUAAAUAUUCAAAGAAUGCCAAGUCAAUUUAUUUUUAAUUAAACUUUAAUUGAAAUUUGAAAUUCAUAAUCUUAUAUUUCUUAAUACAACUUAAAUAUAAUUGAAUCAAAAUUCAAGUGAAAACAAAUAAUAUGUUAAUUUUUAAGAAUUUUUUAAAAAGAAGAUUACUAAUAUUUAAAUCACUAUAAUCUUAUAUAAAGCAGGCAGUCCACCUGUAGCAGAGAAAUGGAAAACCCCAGAUUUGAUUUUCUACCAGUACAACAGUAGUUGUUCCAUCCCCAUCUCUUUGUCAUCUUUCAUGCUCCAUCUUCCACUUGGCACUUUACCAGAAGUCUUUCAUGAUAGAACUAUUAAUUUCCACUUACAGUUUACCAUUCACAUAUAUACUACCUCUCCCUCUCCCUCUCCCUCUCCCUCUCUCUAUAUAUAUCUGGCUUCUGCAAGCCUUAUUAAUUGAGGCAAUCAAAAUCUUCUUAAUUAAAGAUCAAAAAAUGGCAAAUACUUCAUCAAAUUCUCCUCCAAAUAACUUCAUGUGGUUGGUUAGGGAUGAUAUUGAGCUAACUAGCGAAGCUCCAUCAAGAAGACCUUCAUUUUGUAGUGAAGAUAUUUCUGUGACAAGUGAAAGUGUUAUAACAUUGCCUGCAGGCAACAUUACACCAAUGACCCCAUUGACACCCACAGCAAUGCCUACUGUAUUCUCGGGUGGGGCUUCCGCUGAAAUUCGAUAUGAGAUAGAGAAAGCCUCGCCAGAGAGAGCUAGGAAUUUUGCUCUGAGGAUGUAUGAGAGCAUGAAGAAGCAUGGAUUGAGGGAAGAGGCUGAAAAGGCCAUUGGUAGAGAGGAGAUAAAAGAAGAGGGAGGAGAAGUUGGAAGGAAGAGUGAAGAGCUUCUUGGAAUGGAGUAUUUGUUGAAAGAUGGUUUUGUUAGUUAUCUACGUGAUAUGGCUAAAAUUACUCCCCCUAUUCCUCAACAGGUAGUUCGGUUUUCCAGCAUAAAGUACUCAAGGAAAUUUGAGAUUUCUGAUAAUGGAUAUGAAACGUUUGGGAAUAAGGUAGUGGGAUGCUUUUUUGGUCCCUUGAGGACUCUUCUUCGGGAAAAGAACUCAAUAUGGCUGCAGGUUCUAAAGGGGGUGGAUGGGUAUAUUAUGCCUGGAUCAAUGACCCUACUACUUGGUCCACCAGGAAGUGGAAAGAGCACUCUUCUUGAAGUUCUAGCAGGGAGGGUAAAAAUGACCAAGGACUUGAUAAUGGAAGGAAUGGUAAUGUACAACGACAAAAAUGCCUCUGAGGUUCGUCUUAGUAGACUGAUCGCAUACAUUAGUGGUCAACUAAACAAGCACAUUCCACUUCUUUCAGUUCGAGAGACUCUUGAAUUUGCAAGGGACUGUACUCAAGGGCUUCGACCGGAGAAUUUUACUCCUCAGAUGAGGAAAUUCUUUGCUCAUGCUCUUGUGGAGGGGCAAGAUCCAUUUCUAGAAUAUAUUUUGGAAAUUUUAAACUUGAAGGAGAUACAGCACAAACUCACUGGAGAUGCAAUCUCUGACACUGACCGCCAGAGGCUGACAACCGCGGAAUUAGCUCUUGGAACAUAUUCUGUCAUGCUUUAUGAUCAACCUUUCUCUGGGUCUGAUUUACCAGCUACAUAUAGCCUGGUGGACACCAUCCGAACCAUUAGCAGGAUUCAACAAUCUUCUGCAAUCAUGUCAUUGACCCAACUUUCCCAGGAUAUUUUCGAUCUUUUUGAUAGGAUCAUAUUACUCGGUGAUGGCCAUGUUUUAUUCCAAGGCCCUCGUCAAGAUGCUGUCCCUUACUUUGCCAAGCUUGGGUACACUAAGCCCUCACACAUUGAGUCCAAUGAAUUUCUGGAAGACAUUGCAGCAGGAAAUGGUUCCCAGUACAUGGCACCAGGAGCUACACCCUGCACCCUAGAUGAACUUGUGGAGUGCUACAGGGCUUCAGAUCACUACAAAGAUGUGACAAGAAUCAUUGACCGAGAUGAUGUGAAGCACACCUAUUGGGUGGAAAGUGAACCUGGGCUUGGAUUGUCUCUUAAGACACCAUCCAAGUACCAAUUCUCAGCAGAUACUCAGCUGAGACGAGAAACCGAAUUGGUGGUUGCCAAGCUCUCAAAAAAAGUAGGACACUCGGGGGGAAUUGAGAGUAGUGGAAGAGUAGAGGUUGGAGAUGUAGUCACAGCGAUAUCGAUGAACAAAGAAGAAAUGCAAUAUCUUUCUGUGGGUCCCCAAAAGAUCCAGCAUCAACGUGCCUCACAAGUAUACUCUGUACUAAAGCAGGCAAGAGGCAAUAUUCGUCUCCAAGUAGAGCGCUACAAAAAUGAGGAAGAGGAGUACCAUGCCCAAUGGGAACAGUUCCAAAGGCCCUUUGUUCAAACAUGGUGGAAAUCCACCAAGACUCUCAUCAACAGGCAAAUCAAAAUCACCAAAAGACUUCAUGCUUUAAUAAAAUUAAGGCUCUUCCAGGCCAUCGUACUAGGCACGUUCACUGGAACACUCUUCUACAAACUCGGGGGUCAAUAUGACCAACAAAAAAUGAACUCUGUAAGGGCUCUAGGGUUUGUAUCUACCAUGAGCAUAAUGCUAAUAAAUCUGGUUCAGCUUCCUUUAUACAUGCUCCAGAGACCAAUUUUUUACAAGCAUAGGGCGCAGAGAUUUUUCAGAGGUUCUUCAUACAUAGUUGCUCAUUGCAUAGUGAAUCUCCCACAGACCCUCGUAGAAGCACUGGCAUAUACUGUCUGCGUUUAUUUUCUAGCUGGGCUAUCAUUUUCAGGAAACGGGGCACCAUUAUUUGCUUAUAUGGUUCUCUUAUGCUUAGUAGCAUACUUUGGUUCAUCAGUCUUCUUCCUUCUAAGUUCCGUCUCUUCAAUUCCGGAAGUUGGGAAUGCUUUGGCAGGUCUAGUUGUCUCAAUCUUCCUACUCUUCAGUGGCUUUGUAAUCUAUCCAUCUAAUAUUCCAAUUUACUGGAAAUGGCUCAUGUAUGUGAAUCCUAUUCACUGGGCCAAUGUCUCAUUUUGUUGGUUUCAAUUCAGUAAGAGCUAUGUAGACCCUUGCUCGAUCUACCUUGGUCAACUCCCUUUUUGCGACCAGUUCCCAACAAUGACAGUUGGAAAAGCAUAUCUAAAAUUUUAUGAGCUUUCUGAAUAUGCCAGGAGACCCUGGCUACCUUAUGUCAUUAUCCUAGGAUGGACAGUCAUUGCUAAUUUCUUGGCAUUGUUGGGGCUAAAGAAUAUAGAAUUUGCGGAGAUGAGCCAAUCAUUGCCCUACCUGAGAAAAACCCCAAUGAUUAGCAACUACAGAGAAGAUGCAGAGAAUGAAUCUCGGUCAUACAACAGUUACAGUGAGAAUUUGGGGCAUUCUGAUGCUUCCAGAUUCUCUAGUUCAAAAAAUUCAUGGAUGGACUAUGGAAAAAUGAAGCAAAAUGGUGGAAUGGAAAGAUGGGUAGAGGAAUUCCAUGUUGACCUUGAGAGGAAUGGAUUAGACAUUCCCUUGCAGCCAGUGACUCUCCUAUUUGAGAAUGUGUCAUUCACAAGGUACAACGAAGAAACUAAAGAAAAUGUGGCAGUAUUCAGCAAUAUCACAGGCUAUGCUAAACCACAGCAUAUGGUAGCUAUAUUGGGUGGUACAAGGACAAGCAAGGCCACACUGCUCAAAUGCCUAGCUGGUAGGGCACCUUCCAUGGCUAACCUCAGUGGCAAUAUACAAGUGAAUGGCUCUAGAACAGGUGCUGCCUUUUCACGAUUAAUAGGGUAUGUCGAGAAGCUUGAUGCUCAUCAACCUUACCUCUCUAUACGUGAAUCCCUUCAAUUCAGUGCUGCACUUCGUCUUGGACAGGCAGUUAACACAUUAGGCUGUCGCAUCCAUGUUGAGCUGGUCCUUAACCAACUCGGUUUACUUCCCUACUCCAACCAACUGGUUGGUUCCCUCCGUGAUGCCACUGGAAAAACAUUUGAGAUAGCCAAAAAGAUAACAAUUGCAGUAGAGCUGGCAGCAAAUCCAAGUAUUCUCUUUCUUGAAGAGCCACUAUCCGGCCUUGAUGCUGCAGGAACUUUAAACAUUCUCAAUAUUCUCUCUCGAUUGUCAAAAUCAGGUCGAAUUAUUAUUGCUUCUCUUACACAUCCCAAUACACGUACAUUGUCAUCCUUUGAUCUGGCUCUGAUUCUAACACAUAAAGGGCAUCAAGCAUACUUUGGCCCAGUAGGAGGUAACUGUACAGUGUUGCUAGAAUAUUUCAAAUCAAUACCAAAAGCUCCUCAUUACUCCAAAAGACAAAGUCCAGUUAGCUAUGUCAUGGGGACUCUUGGCUUAGGUAUACAAAAAAGGGAAACUCCUUCAUUAAAUUAUGCAGAGAUUUAUGCAGCUAGCUCUUUACAAGAAGCUAAUUAUAAUGAAGUUUGCAAUGUAAGGAAAAUGAUGAAGGGAAAAACAGCAAGGGAUCUGACUUCUACUUACCCAGCUCCAUAUUCAUGGCAAGCCCUUUUGGUACUACAAAGAACACAAAGAUUUCUAUGGAGGAAUGUGCAAUAUACAUAUGGUAGACUUACAGGCUGUAUAAUGAUUGGUCUCUUAAUGGGCUCCUUAUACUAUCAGAUUGAGUACAAGGACAUAUAUGGUGUGACUUCACGUACACUUUACAUAUACAUGCAAGUUAUACUCAUAGGAGUGAUCUCAGCCAACAACAUCAUUCCUCAGAUUGGCACAGACAGGUUGGUUUAUUUCCGAGAGAAAAGGGCUGGAAUGUAUCUUCCAAUUUUUUAUCCAGUAUCAUGGGCUGUGGGUGAGAUACCAUAUUUUUUCAUUGCUACACUUGCAGUUGUAGGGAUUGGAAAUGGCAUGGCCGGAAUUGGAACUGGAUCAAUUGCAGAGUUCCUAAAGUAUUGGUUAGUGCUCUUCAUAUUCACUCUGUGUGUAACAUAUUUUGGGAUGAUGAUCACUUUCCUAGCACCACUGCCAACACUAGCAGCAUUUGCAGUGUCAAUUGUGACAUCAAUGUGGGUGUCAGCUUCUGGUGUAGUUGUUGUCCUUUCUGACAUAAGAUUCUAUCGAUGGAUGUAUUGGAGCAACCCUUUUCAGUUUGCCCUGAAUGUGAUGACUUCUAUCAGUUUCUACUGCAACACAAAGGAGUGUGCAUCAAAUUGCAGUUGCCCCAAGUUGCCGGAUGAUUCUUAUGUGUGGGAUAGAGUGGCAUCAAUAAGAAGCUUGAACCAAGAGAGGGGUAAUACAGAUACACUCAUAUUGUCUGCAAUGUGUCUGCUGUUUGCCAGCCUUGCCUUCAUAUUCUUCAUUGUGCUAAAGCACAACUCACCUCCACAGUCAUAGUUUGAUAGUCACAAUCACAAAGAUUAAGAAAAGAAGAAAGACAACAAUGGAGCAAAUUGCACGGACAGGAAGACAGUGGAGCAUCUCUAGGGGUAUUUAGAGUGAAGAGGCAAAAGGAAGCUAUCGAUAACGAGAACAAAGCUAAGAUUCUCAACCCACAUUCAUUUUUCAAUACAAAAUUCAUUUGGCCAGGAUGUAUAAAUACUUCAUUAUUAAUUAAAAAAUUCACGAAUGGUUGCCUCUUUGUUUUAGAUUUCAUUUCUGAACUGUGGAUAAACCUUGUCCCUCUACUUAGCCUUAUCCCUCUCUCAGGCUAUUUUACUGAUAGGUUAUUUGGGAACCAGAAGAUCCUAUCUUGUCCAUUUUAGAGCAUAAUCUCCAAUAGGACCUGAUUAGCAAGGAUGCGUAUCCUAAAAGCACAGCCAAAACCAAACACAACUACUGGAUUCAUUCGUGUAAUAGUGUUACAUGGAAAAACAGGAAAUCAAUGAUACAACAAGAAGUUAGCAAGAAGACAAUCUUAUUGAAAUCUGGUAACAAACACAAGAGAGAAGACAAAAUCAUCUGCCCUUUCUAGUUAUUGUGACAUACACGUGCAAGCAAAAAGCAUUUGUCCAUGACAAGUUGACAACCAACCAAGAUCUUGAGACAAUAUAUUUAAGUAUUAAGCAACAAUCUGCAUAACAGGCAUAAUAAAAACAUGGCACGACAGACCUAACCACAAUCCACAAAAGGAUAAACUAGACAUCCACCCUCUCGAGGAGACUUAAGCACUGGAGGCAGAUUGCCCCAUGGCAUUCCCAUGCUAUCUCUCACCACAUCACUGUGAUUGUGAGCCAUGAUAAGAUAACGUGAAUUGGUAAAAUUAAUAACAGAUAAAAGGAAAUUAAAGAGAAUAAAUAUAUGAAAACCAUAUUAUGAUAUAAAUGUUCAAGUGGUCCAAAAUAGUUAGCCAUGUCAA
This is a messenger RNA of Hevea brasiliensis (rubber tree), 6313 nucleotides long. RefSeq names its product ABC transporter G family member 37. Gene Ontology annotation, cellular component: membrane. The transcript is spliced from 11 exons. Lineage: Eukaryota; Viridiplantae; Streptophyta; Magnoliopsida; Malpighiales; Euphorbiaceae. The coding region runs from base 361 to 5352 and encodes 1663 amino acids. Gene Ontology annotation, molecular function: ATP hydrolysis activity; ATP binding; ABC-type transporter activity. The record is from RefSeq and is a predicted model, not a curated record.